Alternaria postmessia is the source of this 1788-nucleotide messenger RNA. RefSeq lists its product as uncharacterized. The record is from RefSeq and is a predicted model, not a curated record. The coding region runs from base 1 to 1788 and encodes 595 amino acids. The transcript has a single exon. Lineage: Eukaryota; Fungi; Ascomycota; Dothideomycetes; Pleosporales; Pleosporaceae.
AUGUCUCGCCAAGUCUCGUCUCCGCCAAUCUCUCCUUCCACUCUCAUAGACUCUGAGCAGAACAUAGCCACGAUAUCCCGUCAUGAUAGCAUUAAUUCGGCGCAGGACUUGGAGAUUGCCGAGUUGAGGAGACAGAUCGAAAAGCUUCAAGCGACAGAAACCAGUCUAAUAUGGCAAUGCGAUGAGGCAUCUCGAGAACUGAAAGCUUGUAAGAGUGACCUCGCCAAGGAGAAGCAUGAGGCGCGUACUUUUGCCGGUAAGUUGAGCAAAGAGAGCCGAAACCUUGGCGCCCUCAAUGAGGACAUGGUAACAUUGCGGAAAGAUACUGAACGCCAGGUUUGCGACAUCGAGUCAAAGUUGGAUCAGAAAAGGAAGAAGCGAGCCAAAAUUCAGCAAGACGCCAAUAGGACUAUCACAGAGUUACGCUCCGAACUUGACGCAAAGCAGUCUGUAAUCAAGAAUCUACAAGCUUGCAUUCCCGACAAGAAACGUCACCUUCACGUUGAGCAGGCCAAGAUUGGGGCCACACGAGCUACUGCCUAUCGUCCUACUAGCUCAGUUGCAUGUAAGCCCAGUACUCAUGAUGCAAACCCUUAUCAACCUAGCCCUGUCUCCCACCUCCAGGACACCAUCAAGUACCUCCAGAAGGAGAACGCUCGCCUCCAGAAUAUAUACCAUGAGGAUGGCUGUGAAGAGUACAGGAAUUUCAUCUUCCACCAACUUGAAGAUGCGAAAGGACUGCAGGCUGCCGCCGAGGCAGAAACAGAAGGUCUUCGCCAUCUCGCAAAAGCUAAUGCUGACCUGAUAGAGGAUAAUGUUAAUGAUGUGGAAAGUAUCAAGGCACUGAUACACCAGACGGACAGCUACGGCGCUAAAGUUGAGCAGCUUCAAGGAAAUGCCAAAGAGCCUCUCGCCAAAGAGCACUUCACUUCUGGCAUGAUCAAAGAAGCCGACGCCAAUCAUUACUCAAACCAACCUUUGGGCUUUUCCGCGAUCACAUAUCUUGACACUGUUCCUAUCGCUCCCGAAGACAACGAAGUCGAGAUUGCGGAAUACAUACACCGUUUGCGCGCCGCCGAGCUGGAAAUCGAAGUUCUCAGUUCAGAUCGCAACGUUCCGCCUGAGCGGUGUACUCCGGUUUAUCCAGCAUCAGCUGCGCUCGGGCUCUCAACAGUCUUUUGCUUGGCAUCGGAGCCUGAAUUAGCUUCAUCAAUGAAGCCUUCGCUGAAAUUUUCUGAUCUGCAAACCGUGUCGACAACGCCGCGUAUGUCUGUCCCUACGACCAACCCAUUAAACAACCCUGCCUUGCUAGCUGGGCUUGAGGAUCUCGGUAAGUCGAUCAUGAGUCUCAGCACUGUACCAUCUCUCAACGGAGUGGUCCAAUCUUCCACAAAGCUGCAGGUUACACCCCUCCCCAAUGUCGCCCUGACAAUCAAUAUCCAACCUACCGAUAAGCGCAACUAUUCGUUGCUGCAACGCGUUCAAAGUGCAAUCUCUGCGACAUCGUCUCUCGAUAUCCACGGCCCUAAAGAAUCUGUCAAACAACUUGUAGCUAGCAUGCACGACGUCGAGGCGGAUCAUGCCGAGAAGAGCAAACUUGUUGUAAAGUUGGAAAAGGUCUCCAAGCAGUAUCGUGCAGAUAUAGACGUUCUAGAAGCACAGAUUCAAGAUAAAAGGAAGUGCUUAGAUCCCGAGCAUCGCAUAUUGGCUGAUGAGCUCGAGGCCAAGAACGUGCAAUUCGCUAUGCAGGAGCAGCUUCUGGCCGAUUGGGGCAGACGGACUGGAUGA